Messenger RNA from Sitodiplosis mosellana (orange wheat blossom midge), 9564 nucleotides. RefSeq names its product disheveled-associated activator of morphogenesis 1 (gene DAAM). The transcript is spliced from 14 exons. The record is from RefSeq and is a predicted model, not a curated record. The coding region runs from base 5118 to 8819 and encodes 1233 amino acids. Gene Ontology annotation, molecular function: small GTPase binding; actin binding. Lineage: Eukaryota; Metazoa; Arthropoda; Insecta; Diptera; Cecidomyiidae. Gene Ontology annotation, biological process: actin cytoskeleton organization; positive regulation of actin filament polymerization.
GGUUUGUGUGUACAAUACUCAAGCAGCACACUUGGUAUCGCGCGCGCUACUCUCUACGGGCACGCAAAUCUAUUGAGUUUUAUGUAUGGCUCUCGGUCUGUUAUUCGUAUUCGGUUCGAUGUUUUCACUAUUCUCCGUGUGUUUUUUUUCUCUUCUCUGCUGUUGUUGUACCACAGUGUAUGAUACAUACACUCGGUGUGUCUGCCUUAGUUUUCUCCCAACAGUUGCGUGAUUACGACUCAUAUCCUACGGAUGAUGAUGAUCUAGAAUGUGAAUAAGCGUCGCGACGUCGAAAAUUCAAUUGAAUGACACAAUUUGUCACUUCAUUCAUUUUUCAAUUAUCGGGAUUUUUGGAUGCAAAGAGAAUAAAAAUCGGAAUAUUCCGAAAAAUAUAACGGAAUUCGUGUUUAUAGUGUUGUGAUUGUGUACUGAAGAAGAAUAAUAAGAAGAUUCUAUAUUUGAGCAUUGCAUUUGCCGGUUCUGCGUGAACCAUCAACUUGGUUUCUCUCAUGUGAAACUUGAAAAAUUGUGUAUAUUUUUGUUGUCAUUUGGACGUGUUUAUAUUUUUGUGGAUUAGUUUAAUUGGAAUUGAUUUUUUGACUGAAAAUCAACGUAAACUUCGACAAUUGUGACUUGUAAUUGUGUUGUCAAAUUGGUGUUUUUCUCUGUCUACUCGGUUUCAAACGUCAACAAUUCUGUAGCGGCGACAUUUACAUGGGAUUACAACUUGGAAUAAAACCUGUUGGGCCUAUUGAGAUUGGAUAUUUAAUAGCAACGUGGGUGGUUGAACGAAUUCAAGAACUCUCACUCAACGAACAACUAGAUAGCCAACGAAUCGAAUUUCAUCACAACCAGAAACAAAGGUAAGUGUGAUCAUUGGUCGUAUUUCAUGUCUACAUUCGGUGGAAAAGCGUCCAUUAAUAUGAGUAUUUCUCACGAAUCGUCGUUUGAGAGGCGAUCAAGAUUGAUAUUUUAUUGGAUAAUUGGCGGGCGAAAUAAAUUCGAGAGGAAAGAAACAUCAAACAGUAAUUUGUUUGUGGCAACACACACACGACACACACCAAAUAAAAUCCAAUUCAUGUCAAAAGAACAUAGAAAAAUGUUGAAUUUAUGUAAAACGAAAGGUGCACCGCAUUUGCUUGCAUACAGGAAGUGAUUUGUCUUCGUGACAAUUUUUCUCUUCUCUCUCUCUCUCUCUCUCUCUCUCUCUCUCACUCAAAUAAUCACAUGUUGUGAUUUGGCUUAAUGCAUUUAUGUCCAUGUUAAGCGAAUCGAGCGCGACUAUUUCGGAGCGUUUGACAUUUUUUUCGGCUCAUUAAAUCGAUUUAAUAAAAUUGACAGGUUGCCGCAUAUAACAUUUAACCGAUGUAAAUAAAUGAAAUGUCUUCGCACUCAAAAUGGUCAGCCACUUACGGCUGAUAUUAAUUACGACAAUUUUGUGCGUGUCGAUUUUGGCAUAUUAAAAAUUAUUAUCGAGUAACGUAUUAUUAAUUUAUUUCCAUUUCUCGAACGUAGAGUGCGUGAGGCAUGAGCAUGUAAUCAUGUGAAACAUGUAGGCGAGAGACGAGACGAAUAAUGCGCGUUUGCGCAAGCCAUCAACAAUAUGCAUAAGUUCAUUUGAUUUUAUUGUUCGAAAUGCGCGCGAAAUGAUACAACCGUCGUUCAAUGACGAUGUUGUGAAAUCGGCAGAGCCGACGGCCCUAAAUCGAAUUGCGGCCGAUUUUAUCAGAAAAAAUUGUAACAGAAUCGCUGCCGACAUUAUUAUUCGUUACGCUGCACAGCAGCAGCUGCUUGCUGCUGCGACGAAUAAAUUGUGAUCUUCAUCAUUCGAAAUUUUUACAUGGAAAAACAAAAUGUUUAAAUCGUUGUUUUUUCUCUCUCGUUCGAUUGCAUCAAUCGGUCUUCUCAACAUUGCCCGAACACACGGUUCCAUUUUCCAUGACGACCAUUUUCGUACGGUGUAAUCUGCCACACAUGUAAUCGUGUUAACAUUAUGUAAAAACACGCAAACGAUUGUGUCAACGAUAGCAUACCGAAUAAGUAACCGGAGGAUCAGUUUCAUCUUCACUUCGCUCGUUCGGAUUGUUUUUUUUUUCGGCUUCUGAUUUGUUUAUUUUGGAAAAUCACCGAGAUUUUACGAGCGAUUAAUUACCGAUUUUGAUCGAAUAUAAAAUAAAAGCGGGUUAUAAUUUGUUUACGACUCAUGGAAAGUUACACAAAGGAAAAGGCAGAAUCGGCCUUUUGGCAAGCUGCUGCACUUCAAAUCGGUGCAACUGACUGUUUUUGAAGAAACAAUCCUAAUAGAAUACACACUCACAAAUUCUUUAGAAGAAAAAAAUCUGCAAAAAAUGCCAUUUUGUCUCCGGUGUCUGGCGGAGAAGAAGAAGAUAAUCGAAAAAUCUAAAUUGCGUGUAAAAAACCAGUCUCGAGCAAGAAAAGAAAUACGCAUUUUCUUGGUAUCGUCGUUUAAUGAAAUUAACGGCCGCAUAAAUGAUAUGCACAGUAUGUAUUACAACAACGUAUCGGCAUGUUGAGCCGUUGCCGCUAUCAAAAUCGCCAAAUCGGCUAAAUUGAAUCGCCUCCAAAUGUAAUGGCACACCGCAGCGCGUGUGCGCGCGCCUACCAUAUUUAUUCGCUCACAUGUGUUUAAUCGACAGAGCAUUAGCCAUCAAGUCAAAUAUUUUCUCUACCGACAUAAAACAUGGAAACACACCGAAUAACAACUUUCUAUUAAAUGAUAAUAUUAGCGAAUGCCUUUGAAUUGGUGGGCCACCACAUGCCAUUCGACGUUCGAAGACGCAACAGCGACAACAACGAUGAAUUUUUCAGAUUCUUUUUCCUCUCCGGUUUCGUCAAAAUCCAAUGGAAUUGCGCUACACAGAGCGAACAUCACGACCUACGGCAAAGUCGCAUACCAAACCACAUUAACUCUCCGCAAGUAUCGUGUGUUUAUCAUUGCACCGAUGAGAGAGCACCUGUGUGUCUUGGCGCGGUGAAAACAUAAACAAACCAAAGCCGCAAACUGAGACAGUAUCUCCGCUAUUCUCUCGCUCUCUUGAGAGAGACACUCUUGUCCAGUGUGUUUGCGUUUCGCGGAGAUUAAGCCGUAACAGUCGUCAUCAUCAUCAUCAUCAUCAUCGUCGUCGUCGUUGCCAGCAACUUGCCUCUACUCACUGCCACACAUCAGCUGCUGUAACGCGCUGAACACCUUUACGCGCAUUCCGUUGUUUUUCUCUCACACUCGCCUGCAACCGACGACGACGACGAUCAAACUUCAAGCAUGCAAGCGCACGUCGACCUGAACAUUACGGUGUUCUCUUUUGUAAAGCAUUCGUUCGCGGUCCGUUCGAUCGUAAUGUUGUGUUUUUUUACCAAUGCUACACUCUUUCAUUCAGUUUUUUUCUCUUCUUCUCCUCAUUCGAUUUAUUGAUCGAAAAUAAGUCAAUCGAAAGUUCAUACGUGUAAAAGAGAGAAUUUAAAGGAAAAAAAACAGUUCGACAAACCGCUUUUAUAGCAUUCUACCGGAGAGGAGAGAACAAAAAAAGUGGAAUAAUAAAAACAUUUCAGCGUAUAAAUGGGUUUAUGUUGUGCCGAUAAAUGUUUGUGAGAUGAUUUUUUAUAACUUGUAGAGAAAAUUACGGCGAAGCAUUUAAUUGAUACGCCAAUGUAUUUGGCGUUGUGCAAAUGUGUUUUGUGCUGUUUCACUCAGACAAUUUUGUGCCCCGAUGAACAACCUUAUCGACACUUAGUGCACACCAAUUAUAUGCGGGCUACUGAAACCAGAUUUAAACCAAUAACAUUCAAAGUAACUAAAAACUAUAUAUCGCGUUAUUAGUGGGACAGAGAAAACUCCAUUUGAGCUCCACUUCGAUCGAGAUGGACAGAAAAAAACAUGCAAAAUUAAUGGGUACCUUAUUUACAAAAAAAAGUGUCUAGAAAAAAAAGAGUAGAAACUAGUAGCUAACAUAUUAACACAGAAAUUAUGUGCAGAGGACCACAGCCAAAUUAAAAUCGUUCUGUUUCAAACGCCGAUUAAUCUGUUUAUUAAGAGACAUAAGCUGUGGGAAAAGUGAAUGCGAGUUUUAAUGAGCAUUAAUACGUUCGAAGAUUUUUCUAUUUCAUCUCAAACACAUUUCACCUUUCUUCGCGUGAUCGUAGUGUGUAAAAUGCCGAAAAAGCAGAUAGCAUACAAAUUAAUCAAGGUGCUGUGUUGCUAUUUUUGAGACUGUGAGACUGUGAGAUGGCAACUUGAGACUGUUUUUGCGCAUUCUUUUUUCGGGCUUUGAGCAGUUGAUUAUUGAUGGUUUUGCACCGAUUAAGGUCAUUGAAAUUCCGUGCAGAUAAAGUUUUAGUGACUUGAAACAAAAUGACGGUGAUGACAUUUCAGAAUCUAGUGCGAUAAAAUCGAAACGUGUUUGUUUUAUAUGCAUCAACAACAAAGUCGUCGCAACGUUAACCAAACAAAGAAUCGCGAUGGAAUAUUGAUCGAUGAACCAUUCGAUAGUAUCCUCCAUCAAGGAUUUUAAUCAGUGAUCUUGACCACACCUCAUUCGUUAAUUUGAUGCCGAUAACAUUUUAAAACAAUACAACAACGACAAUACCAAUCAAUGGGACUGUGAGAAAAUGAACAUUGAGAAAUCGCCGUCAAAAGCGCAAGGAAACAAACAAAAACAAACAAAACUUCUCAUAAAUAGUCAAUAUCAACAUGAUGAUGAUGGCAAUGUUGUUAUAACAUAAUAAACGACGACCCAGAACGGAUAUCAAUUUCCGUGCAAUUCAUUACAAAAGCCAAGCGUCAAAUGUCGAAACCCGCAUUUUUGAAAGAAAUAACAAACCAUUUAAAGAGUGAUUGUACGCCGCACGCCGUUUAACAACAAUAGAUAUUGAAACGAUCGGCCACAAAACAAAGCCGCAUGUAAUGGUUGAAUGUCAGUAGAAAAACGGCUAAGAAAACUCUUUUUACUUCGGUUUUGGAAAAGAACCAAGACCUUAACGAAAAACUAAACGAGAAGAACGAGGCGGCAGAGUACAUACAGAAGAAAAAAAAACCAUAAAGAACCAAAAUCGAUAGAUUCGAAACACAAUAGAGGAGAGGCCAAGUGCAACGAACGAACAAGAUGUGUACAAAAAAUCAGAUAAACAUUUUAAUGGAGAAAUUGAACGUGGGUCUCCCAAGUUGCCCCGUCAGUUUAGAAGCACUCCGAUCACAUUUACCGUAUUUGGGCUAUUGCUUAAGCUUCUCGGACGAAAAAUCGGACGCGCAACGCACUGAUGACGACAAUAACACCAACAACAACAAUAUAAUCAAUGGUGAUUUAUAUGGCAAUCAAAAGGAUCAAUUUGCACCAAAUUUAACGCCAUUACAUCGUUUCUACCGAGAACAACAGCAACGUAAAAAGAUGCCUGGUUUUAGAGGUCGUCGCGGCCUGUGCGGCUGCCUUCAGGAUGAUGAACCGCCGGAGAUUGCUGUGGUUGGUGCAUUCACAUUGCAAACAUUAACACCAACCCAACCGAUGCCAUCAAUCGAAGAGCUCGAUGCAAAAUUUGCCGAACUCGUCGAAGAAUUGGAUUUGACCGCUCCAAACAAGGCGGCUAUGCUUAGUUUGCCACCGCAGAAAAAGUGGCAAAUUUACUGUUCACGAAAGAGUCCCAUCGACAGCACGGACGGCACCGAAGUGUCACGAACCUCACCGCCCACCCCAGAGCACUAUAUCGAACGAUUGAAAGAUAUUGCAAAGCAAUUUCAAUCACGCCCAGACGAAUCACCGUGCCACGAAUACAAUUUCAAAAUUGAAUCACAUACGGCAUUUCUGGAUGCACUAAAAACCGCAUUGCGCACAUCGGCCCAUAGUUUUGUGCUACGUUUCGUCGAAUUGAACGGUUUGUCCGCACUGUUGGACAUUUUGCGUGUGCUUGACAUUCGAGUUGCAAACAGUCCGAUGCAUAGCAGUUUGAUCCAAUGCUUAAAGGCAUUGAUGAAUAAUUCGACUGGCCGUGCACAUGUGCUCGCCCAUCCGACAUCGAUCAACAUCAUCGCACAAUCGUUAGCAGCUGACAAUAUUAAAACGAAAAUUGCCGCACUUGAAAUAUUGGGUGCUGUGUGCUUGGUGCCCGGCGGCCACAAGAAAGUCUUAAUGGCAAUGCUCCACUUUCAACAGUAUGCAGCCGAAAGGACACGAUUUCAAAGCAUCAUUAACGACUUAGAUCGAUCGACCGGCGCCUAUCGUGACGAUGUUAAUCUCAAAACAGCAAUCAUGUCAUUUAUCAACGCCGUUUUGAAUUAUGGACCAGGACAAGAGAAUUUAGAAUUCCGCUUGCAUUUGCGUUAUGAAUUUUUAAUGUUGGGCCUACAGCCGGUUAUCGAUAAACUGCGACAGCAUGAAAAUGAAACUCUCGAUCGGCAUUUGGAUUUCUUCGAAAUGGUACGAAAUGAGGAUGAAAAAGAGCUUGCACGUAAAUUCAGCAACGAACAUGUCGAUACGAAAAGUGCAACGGCAAUGUUCGAUUUGUUGCGUCGCAAAUUGAGUCAUUCACCAGCUUAUGGGCAUUUGUUGUCGCUGCUUCAACACAUGCUUUUGCUUCCAUUCACCGGAUCCAAUACACAGCACUGGUUAAUAUUCGAUCGUGUGGUGCAACAAAUCAUUUUACAAAAUAACGAACGACCCACAAGUGAUAUCAUCGAUCCAGACAAUGAGAAAACGGGCGAUAAUGUGUCGAUUGAAAAGAAAAUCCAAGAUCCCGAUCACAGUGUCAUCGAAAUCGAUGUGAAAAAAAUAGUUCAAUUGCUAGUCAAAGAGGAAGAAUUGGUGGCGGCUCGCACCAAAGCCGACGAAAUGGAAAAAGAGAAUUUCGAUAUGCAAUCAAAAUUGGCCAAAAAAGAGCAAGAGCUUGACUUGCGCAUGCAAGAAAAAGAAGAUCUAGAGACUAGUCUGGCGCGGAUGCGUGAACGUUUGGAAAAGGAGAGUGCGAACCAUUCACAAACCGUACAACGGGCAUUAAAUGCCGAAAUGAAAAUCGAAGAUUUACAACAUAAAUUCGCACAAGAACAACACGAACGCAUGCGAUUGGAGCGAUUGGUGACUGAAGGCAACAUACCGGACGAUCAAAAGAUUUCCGGCCUAAUUGGCACCACAAAUGGUUUGGCCACACCAGCAACACCCUCACCAAAAUCAUCGAUCGCCAGCUCUGUUCCGCCACCACCACCUCCACCAUUGGUCAUGCCACCACCACCCCCACCGGUGCCAAAAGCUCCAGCCAUGCCAGCUCCAGCUUUAACACGUACUGAAUCAAUAAAAAAGAAUGUGCCACAACCGAGCAAUCCACUGAAGAGCUUCAACUGGUCAAAACUGCCGGAUGCAAAGGUUCAAGGUACUAUUUGGAGCGAAUUGGACGAUUCCAAAUUGUACACAAACAUCGAACUCGAGAACAUUGACAAACUGUUCUGUGCUUACCAAAAGAAUGGAGUACCAAAUGAUGGUUCAGUCGAGGAUUUACGUUUGAUGGGCAAAGGACGUGCCAAAAUCUUGUCGGUUAUUGAUGGACGUCGUGCACAAAACUGCACAAUUCUAUUGAGCAAAUUGAAAAUGUCAGACGAAGAAAUCUCGAAAGCGAUUUUGUCAAUGGAUACAAAUGAACAGUUGCCAAUUGAUAUGGUUGAACAACUGUUGAAAUUCACACCAUCGGCUGAGGAGCGCGCAUUACUGGAUGAACACUCGGAAGAUAUUGAUUCAUUGGCGCGUGCCGAUCGAUUCCUUUACGAAAUCUCAAAAAUCACUCAUUACGAACAACGAUUGCGCAGUCUUCAUUACAAAAAGCGUUUCAUGAUUGCAGUAAAUGAUUUGAAGCCCCGAAUCCAAAGUGUAAUGGAAGCGAGCCGUGAAGUGGCACGUUCAAGACGUUUGCGUCGAUUGCUCGAAGUGGUGUUGGCCCUUGGAAACUACAUGAACCGUGGAGCUCGUGGAAAUGCGUCUGGCUUCCGAUUGGCUUCGCUCAAUCGAUUGGCCGACACAAAAUCGAGUUCAGCCAAGGGAACCACAUUGCUUCAUUAUUUGGUGGACCAAGUGGAAAGGAAAUUCAAAGAUUUGCUAAAAUUAGACGAGGAUAUUCCACACGUCCGUCAGGCAGCUAAGGUGUCGCUAGCUGAAAUGGACAAAGACAUUUCACUGCUACGAAAUGGUUUGGUCGAUGUGGGCCGUGAGAUUGAGUUCAAUCGCAGUGCAGGAACACCGCCGUCAGGCGAUCGUUUUUUGCCAGUUAUGCGUGAAUUCCAUGCACAGGCAUCGGUUCGUUUCGCUGAAUUGGAGGAUAUGUUCCAAGAUAUGAAAACGCGCUUCGAUCGCGCCGUGCGCUUGUUCGGUGAAGACGGUUCAGUCAUUCAACCCGAUGAAUUCUUCGGCAUUUUCGACUCAUUCUUGACAUCAUUCAUGGAAGCGCGUCAUGAUAACGAAAACUUCCGUAAGCGUCAAGAAGAGGAAGAGAAACGAGCUAAACAAGAGGCUGAGCUCAAGAAACGUACCAUCGAACGCAAAAACAAGGCAGGUCUGCUGAGUUCUGUGGCAAAGAAUUUAGGAUUGAAAAAAGGCGAUUCAAAAGCAGCUACCGACAACAAGGGUGAAUUCGAUGAUCUGAUAUCGGCACUGCGUACGGGCGAUGUGUUUGGCGAAGAUAUGGCGAAAUUUAAACGAUCGCGCAAAACACGGAUGGGCAAUUCCAAAGAUGCCAGCGGCAGCAAUACAUCACCACCACGUCAUUCGUCAUCACAUCGGGAUAGUCGUGAAGAGAGCCGAGAACGUAUCGUGAACAAUAUUAAACACAAUUAAAACUCCGAUGCUCGGCAUUUUAAGCACUACUCCCAGCAAUUGAGAAGUAUCCAAACUCGACCAAGUUACCAAGCCAAAAGAUAAUGUGCAGUAGAAAUGUCCGUCUGCAAUAAUCGCAUUAAACAAAUUGAUAAAUGAACGAAGGAAAACAUUGUUACGGAAUUUAAACGCAUUGCAUAUUACACGUAAUUUUCAUAGAUAUUAAAACGAGUAAAUGCACCAAUGCAGAAAUGACUGAAUCUUAUUGUAGAUUUCGAACGAAACGCUAUUGAAUCGUAGUCCAUUUAAAAAAAGAAAAAUUAAUCAAAAUUUGUGGGCGACAAACAAAAAUGUGAGAAACAAAUGUGUUAGACAAGAAAAAAGAAGCGUCUUCAUUUUGAAUAUAUUGUAUGAUUGAAUUAUUAUAUAUUGUAAUUGUAAAUUCGAAUUAAUUCUCAUUUGCAUGGCCACUUUAGGUUGAUUAGAAGUCAGUUUAGUCGUUUAGUUUAACAUAAUAUAUAUUGAUGUAGUAGUAAAAUUUAGGUUUCUUUUCUUUUUCUUUCAUUGUCAUGUUCAUGCACUGCGAUGUAAUCAAUCUUCAAACGAACCGACUUGUUUCCGAGAAAAAUGGAUUUGUCCAUCAAAUUGGUUUUUCUUUACUUUGUAUAUAUUGAACUAAAUAGUUUCUUUUUUUUCGCUAUCGAUGAUAUCAGCAAAAUAAAUCUGAUCUAAAUUUAAUAAAAAAAAAUUACUUUCGUUCGACUAA